GCGGAAAAGAAGAGAAUGAAGGACGACAGAUCGGAGGCGGCGACAAAGAAGGUCGUUAAAUCUUCGUCAUUCCAUGACUCCGAAAUAGAAGUUUCGAAACGUAAUGCAUCGAAACUAAGGCCACCGCCGUUGAUGAUAGACAAGAAACUUCUACAAAAGCAAGUGUCGAUGUUAGAGACCUCAAGGGACGUUGCUUGGGAGAGAAGGCGGCGACAGAUUCUUCGUCAGGAGAGAAGAAAGAAAGGGGUCAUCGCGAACGAGAAUGGAUUGACAGAUGAAGAUUUGAACGAGCUAAAAGGGUGCAUAGAAUUAGGAUUUGGAUUCAACGAAGAAGAAGAUCAAAAACUAUGCAACACAUUGCCUGCUUUAGACCUUUAUUUUGCUGUAAACCGUCAGCUUUCUCCACUUCCAUCCCCUCAAAGCCAGAGUUAUUCAUCAACACCAUUACCAUCACCAUCAGUUAGUUGCAGAUCACCGUAUCUAGAGAGCCCCAAAAACGAACCAGAUUGGAAAAUUUACAGCCCGGGAGAUAAUCCUCAGCAAGUGAAGACGAAGCUAAGACAUUGGGCGCAAGCUGUGGCAUGUUUUGUAAAGCAGUCAUGUUGCUGAGAGGUUUAAAAAGAAAAAAUAUUUGUUUCAAACAAGA
Messenger RNA from Hibiscus syriacus, 646 nucleotides. RefSeq lists its product as uncharacterized. Bases 16 to 609 code for a protein of 197 amino acids. The record is from RefSeq and is a predicted model, not a curated record. Lineage: Eukaryota; Viridiplantae; Streptophyta; Magnoliopsida; Malvales; Malvaceae. The transcript has 3 exons.